This is a messenger RNA of Vicia villosa (hairy vetch), 1161 nucleotides long. RefSeq names its product WUSCHEL-related homeobox 13-like. NCBI's taxonomy places the organism in Eukaryota, Viridiplantae, Streptophyta, Magnoliopsida, Fabales, Fabaceae. The record is from RefSeq and is a predicted model, not a curated record. The coding region runs from base 126 to 923 and encodes 265 amino acids. Gene Ontology annotation, molecular function: DNA-binding transcription factor activity; DNA binding. The transcript has 3 exons.
UUCUUGAAUAAUAAUGUUUCUCUCUUUUGUCUCUUUCUCACUAUUUCUAAACCUUUGCUGACUUUUCUGUCACACUCUCUCUUCUCUUUCUUUCUCCUCUUUCUCUCUGAUCGAGUAUCUAUGCUAUGGUGAACAUGAUGGAAUGGCAGAAACAAGUUCAGAACGGGAAUGUCGAUGCCAUGUAUGUCAAAGUCAUGACUGAUGAACAACUGGAAACUCUCCGGAAACAAAUUGCUGUUUAUGCUACCAUUUGUGAACAGCUUGUUGAGAUGCAUAAAACUCUCUCUGCUCAACAAGAUCUUGCAGGGGUUAGGCUGGGAAAUAUAUACUGUGAUCCGUUGAUGGCAUCUGGUCACAAGAUCACAUCGAGACAGAGGUGGACACCUACACAGGAUCAGCUCCAGAUUCUCGAACGUAUAUUCGAUCAGGGAAAUGGAACUCCGAGCAAAGAAAAGAUCAAGGAAAUUGCUACUGAACUAAGCCAGCAUGGUCAAAUAUCUGAAACAAAUGUGUAUAAUUGGUUCCAAAAUAGGCGUGCUAGAUCGAAAAGAAAGAUGCAAAACGGGGGAACUAGUAACACGGAAUCAGAGGUAGAGACGGAGGUUGAUUCCAAAGAUAAGAAGACAAAACCAGAGGAAUUUCAGUCUCAUCAAAAUGUUGCUGCAGGAGAUGAAAAUUUGUGCUUCCAGAACCCUGAAAAAGGCUCUGAAUUGCAGUACUUGAAUUCCGAUUCUAACAAAACAUAUUCAAUGUUUCAAUCGGAUGGUAACAUAAGAUCUUCAAGAAAUUUGAACGGUGCCGGUGCAUCUCUUUAUGAUGAAGUGCUAUCAAACUCAAGGAAUGAUUAUCUAGCUGGAAAAAUGGAAGUGUCUGGGAGCUACAAUUUAUAUCAGCAAUCAGAAGACUAUAAUUUGGCAGGUUGAUAUUUGGAUCAAUUGUGACUAGUUGUGAAUAACUUGGAGUGUUUUGCUUGGGUUUAUGUUGGUGUGAAAUCAAGUUGAGUCAAUCAAAACUAUUAAUAUAGCCACCUCUUAGGAUAGUUACUGGAAAUAUUUCCAGAGAAUGGCAUAUAAAUGUUAUUAACUUCAUAUUUUGGAGCUUGUUUCUUGAUUUGCUCACUUUCACUAUUUUCUUUCUGCAAUAUAUUUUCCAGUUUUAGAA